AUGUCAAGGCAUGAAUCUGUUUCCUGCGAUAAUUGUCUUCAAAAUAACUUUGAAGGUAUCCGGUAUAAAUGUUUAAUUUGCCACGACUAUGACUUGUGCGAGCGUUGUUAUUCCCGAAGCGCGUCGACAAGCAACCACCGGCCCGACCACCCCAUGCAGAGUAUACUGACGCACCACGACUCGAACUUGUACCACAGAGGGGAUUCCGACCCCGAUUGUUAUACUUGUCCCUUUUGCGGCCAUUUCGGCUUCAGGAGUUCUGACCUGGCUUCACACAUUUCAACAGUUCACCGUGGCGAAGUGAAAGACGUCCUUUGUCCAGUCUGCGCGGUUACUUCUUCAAGCGAACCAAAUCACAUGACCGACAAUUUGUUAAAUCACCUCGAAAUCGACCAUGUCCAGCCGUUUCGAUCUGCGAGAAACGUCAGGUCGAUUAUUCGAUCGUCGCGAGGCGGAAGCAGGCCGAACAGGAAUCUAAGGAGCAGUGCGAUCCCCAUCAUGGACCUUGUCAGCAAUCGCGAGAUCAUUGACCUCACAGGACUGAAUCCUAUGAUCGACGACCCGGCCAUUCGCAACUUGAUAAUGGAUAUAACAAGGAGAAACACCAGCAACCGAACGGAACGAGCUGCGACGCCAUCGAAGGCAAGCAACGCGCUCAACGCUCAAAAUAAUAAAGUUCAAAGCCAGGCCGUCCCCACUUCACUCCUGCUGGACAAUCUAUCUGAAGAAGAAGACUCUUCGAACGACGAGUCGCACGAGAAAGGCGUCUUUUUCCAAGACCUGCUGCUUUCGACGCUGACUGAUCGCAAACUCAACUUGGUCACAUUCUCCCAAGCCGAAGAAGAGGAAGCAGAAGAGUCAGAAGCGUCGGAAUGCGACUUUGGCUUGUGCGACACUGACCCGGAAUCGGUGCUGAGUCGGAAGAUGCGAAAAAGGCAAAAGGCGCCAAUGUGCGAAAAAAGCGACAGCUGGCGAAUCCCUUCCUCUUGA
Oikopleura dioica is the source of this 990-nucleotide messenger RNA. The record is from the annotation of a GenBank genome assembly. Lineage: Eukaryota; Metazoa; Chordata; Appendicularia; Copelata; Oikopleuridae.